Molecule: messenger RNA, 2946 nt
Organism: Chara braunii
Lineage: Eukaryota; Viridiplantae; Streptophyta; Charophyceae; Charales; Characeae
Source: the annotation of a GenBank genome assembly
GUUGAGGCGGAUGACUACAAGGACUUACUCUGGAGAGGCAUGCAGCGCCGGGAUUAUUCCCUCUAUCAGGAAUACGGGACCGAUAGGUGCCCAGAUUUCAAUGACAAACCUUGGGCUGAGCGACGUUAUCUGAUGGAUAGAGAUGGAUCCCAACUGACGAAGGAUAAGGAUGCGGUAAUAGAGGAGAUGCAAGAAAAGAUGAAGGAAAUGGCCAGGCAAAUGGCAAAUUUUGAAACGCAGGUCGUAACUACGUACCGGGAUAAGCCUGGAUCCCCCUACUCUCUGCGGUGGGAUCGUCGGAACACCGACCCAUGGAGGAGUGUCGAAGACCGUAACCCUCGCACACUGGCUGAUUACCGCGCGAGGGAAAAAGAUGAAGAUGAGCGGCGACGUAGAGAUGAAGAGGAUCGUAGACGUAGGGAUGAGGAGGAUCUUAGACGUAGGGAUGAGGAGGAUCGAAGGCGCAAAGAUGAGGAUGAUCGGAGGCGUAGAGAGGACGACGAGAGGAGGCGCAGGGAUGAUAAUAUAGACAGAGACCGCCUGCGUGAUAGAUAUCGAGAGUGCACGAUCCUAGAGUACUUGGCGGCCUCGAGGCCAGCGCGGGAUGAGCUGCAGAUGAUUACGCGCAAGACACGUAUUCCUCUGAGUGACGAAGUCCAGAUGGCAACCAAACAGGAGGAGAUACCCACAGUAGCAGUAUCUAGUGUGGUCGCUAAGGCAGAUCGUGCUGCAACGGUGUUCUUGGAUGACAUAGAGGGAGUGCCUCCUGGCAAGUUUUAUAUCCUGGGCAGUGGGAGAGUACAGACUACCCUCAACGACGAGAUAGUUCUUCAUGCAGUAAUUGAUAACGGCAGCGAGGCUGUUAUCAUAGAUGAGGGUCUGGCGAUUCGGUUGGGAUUAGACCUUGAUAAGUCRUUCAAAUUUGAGAUAGAGACCGCCGAUGGAAGAAAGCAGAAAGUCACCGGGGUUUGCCACAAGGCUGCGAUUGAGGUCGAAGGGCUGAGAGUGAUGAUGUCUAUUUUCGCAGUUCGGGAUUGCAGCGCAGAGUUAUUAUUGGGGCGGAGAUGGUUGAGUCACGUCCAUGCCGUUACUAUAGAAUGGCCGGAUGGAAGCGAGAUGCUUUCCAUCAAGCGUCCAGACGGUGGGCGGAUUAUGAUGGAGACGGUAGAGCCUUGUGACCCGAGGAACAGAGCGGUUCUCGCUGCAGGGGGCCGCGUACCGGUUCCCCUUGCGAGUCGCUCAUUGAGCUUUCGCGAAAAGAAGUAUGGGCCCCUGCUUACAGAAGAAGAAGAUCGGAUAGUGGAAGUCGAGGAUUUAGGCACUCGGUGGAAGUUUGCUCAGAAAGAAAAAGAAGAGGUGAUCUCCUUUCUCAAAGAGAAGAUGGCAUCACACGUAGUUGAACUAUGUGAUAGCGCGUAUUCAAAUAGAUGGUUCUUCUUGAGGAAGCGUAAUGGAAAGAUUCGGUGGAUUCAAGACCUUCAGAAGGUCAAUGCGGUGGCAAUUCGAGAUGUAGGCUGCGUACCGCAUGCUGAUCUAUUAGCAGAAGGAGCGGCAGGCAGAUCCAUUUAUUCUGUCUGCGAUUUAUUUUCAGGAUAUGACGAGAUACCACUAGAUCCGAGAGAUAGGUAUCUCACAACCAUGCACACACCGCUCGGAUUAGUGCAGAUGAUGGUCGUUCCGAUGGGAUGGACCAAUGGGGUAGCUGUCUUUCGGAGAGCCAUCGUAGCGGUUCAGAAAGACUUUAUCCCUGAUAAAGUAAAAGUUUUCCUGGACGACUUUCCGAUAAAAGGACCGGUGUUAAAAGAUGAGACGGAAGUCGCUCCUGGUGUCAAGAGGUUCGUAGAGCAACACCUGACGGACAUUUACGCAGUUMUGGAAAAGCUAGAURAAGCUAACCUAACRGUUAGCGGGACAAAGAGYCGAUGGGCCRUGUUGACGAUUAAGAUCCUARGGUUUAUAUGCGACGCUAAAGGCCGACACCCCGACCYUGGGAAGCUGGAGAAGUUGUUGAAUUGRCCGACUCCUUUGCACAGUGCAACUGAAGUUCGCCAGUUUUUAGGCGUUGUUGGUUAUUGGCGGAUCUUUAUACGGGGAUAUGCGGAAAAGGCAGAGCCUCUACGCACACUUCUUAGGAAGACCGAGAGGUUCUACUGGGAUUCUUCUCAUGAGCUUGCAAUGCAAUCUCUCAAGGAAGAAUUUAAAGAAGGCGGCUGGAUUGUAGGUKUGUCAUUCUUUGAGGACGAGACGGACAGACCGUUCAUAGUGUCUACGGAUGCUGGACCGUGUUCGGUUGGGGGAUUGCUUUCUCAGAAGGAUGCUGAAGGGAAAGAAAGACCAUUGAGGUUCGAGAGCCGAACACUCAACACUGUUGAACGCAACUACAGUCAGUUUAAGAAGGAAGUGUUAGUUGUUCUACGGUGCUUAGAUACCUUUAGGCAUUACAUAUACGGGAGACGAUUCGUUCUCAGGGUAGACCCUACAGCUGUAGCGUCAGUUCUACAGAAGGAUUUCAGUUUGACGGAUCCUACGAUCGCACAAUGGCUGAUCAUGAUUCGAUUUUAUGACUAUACUGUAGAGAGGAUUUCAGGGGCAAGAACGUUGUGGCCGACGGACUUUCACAGAUCCCAAUUGAGGCGGAACGACCAAUAGCGGUUGCUGCACUAACUUUGGCUGGGCCUAGACGAACGGAUCGCUUCCUAGUCAAUCUUUAUGAAGGUAAGUACCGCACUAUAGGACUGCAUCUGUCAGGAAAGGAAAACACUGAUUCGGACAUCCGGAGACAGGCGACACAAAACUCCCUUAGAGAUGGGCAUUUGUUUCAUCGACCUGUGGGAGCAGGGAUGCCUCUUCGGGUGAUUUGUGACCCAGAGGAGAAGCAGUCCAUAGUAGCUAAGUUACAUGACGGUGUAGCCGGAGGACAUAGAGGAGUAAAGGGUACAUAUGAGA